Molecule: messenger RNA, 1293 nt
Organism: Trypanosoma brucei brucei TREU927
Lineage: Eukaryota; Euglenozoa; Kinetoplastea; Trypanosomatida; Trypanosomatidae
Exons: 1
Coding region: 1-1293 (430 amino acids)
Molecular function (GO): acyltransferase activity, transferring groups other than amino-acyl groups
Source: RefSeq, a predicted model, not a curated record
AUGAGCACAUCCCUCACGUCGUCCUCAACUAACGCAGUGGGGAGGGGUCGAAGGGUCACGCGUUCCCUUGUAGGUGCAAACACUACGGGAGGUGGGGUCCUACGUUGUGUAUGCACUGCGUACCUCGUCUCAGUACAGGAAACACUUCUGGAAUGUUGCCGAUGCAGGAAUUGGUGUCAUCCGGCGUGCGUAGGUGUCGACCAUGCGGAACUGCGGCGCUACUACACUGAUAAUAACUAUGUUUGUCCUUUUUGUAGGGGUAUGCAGAAGCGAGAACGUGGUGAAAGUCGUGCCCCAGCACCACGGCAAACACCACUGCGGCUUCGGGAGGUUCCUGAUCGAGCACCCUUUGGUUUCGUGACGCAACUGCGCAACCUAUUGAAAGUAACAACGCGGGCGGCACAACAGGCGGGUUAUACAAUUAUUGACCUUCCCUCCACACCACUGACGGAGGUGAUGGAGCGACAAUGCCUAGAAUGUUGCGCUGAGGCAAUAAAAGAGGCGACAUUCUCGGAGCAAUACCCGUUGUACUGCCUGAAGGAAGUUUGGACGCGCGCGCAUCCAUAUAUGCAGGGUACGUUACUCCGCUGCAGCGAAUCUGGUCGGAUUGUAUCGAUGGUUCUUUCCAACGGUAUGGACGUGUAUGGAAACCUUCGACCAACAAUAACACAGUUGAAAAGCGGUAUUAACCGCGGAAUUAUUGAUAGAAAGCAUCAGACAGCAUUUAUGGCGGCAUGCACGAAACUGGAUGAUGUCUCCGACUUUGUACACAUUACAUUGAGCGCAACGCACAAAGAUUAUCAGCGGAGGGGACUUGCGCGCAUGUUGAUGGCGCUUGACCUACUCAAAUGGGCGCUGAGAGGUCGUACGCGGGCUUACCUUAACAUGGCGUUGGAAAAGAAAGUUGUGGAUGGGGGGGCUCGAUUGGAGUGUGUAGCUUCACCCUCCUCUCGGCGGCUAUAUGAAUCAUUUGGGUUUAGGGAUGUGUAUCCGCGGUUCGAUCGGGAAACGGAUGAACAGCGCUGGACACCAAAAGAGGCGGAUAUGGGCCGCGUCAUGGCACACCUCAACUUUGUUGAAGAUCUCGUAAUCAUAGCAUCACGGUACGACCCUAGUGGCAAGAAAGCAGCUGCCCCUAAUCAAUCGUCGAUUGCUAACGACGGAAGUGCUUCGGUGGCGACGGCGGCCGACUGCGCUGAACGUGUGGCCGCCAAUAGUAACAACGGCCAGGCAGCAACACAAGCACAAACGCCCGCAGGGAGACGUCUUUCUCUGUUUGGGAAGAAAUCGUAA